AUGAAUUUUAAGGAGGCUGUGAGGGAGUAUUGCAUCCAGGAAGGUUGGAGAGUUAGAUUCAAGAAAAAUGAUAAAAUACGAUGCAGGGCUUUAUGUAAGGUUGAGGACUGUCCAUGGGUUAUCUAUGCCUCUAAGGAUAGUGAGAGUGUUUGCUGGCAAGUUAAAACCUUCAAUGAUGAUCAUACCUGUCCAAGGGAGACAAAAAAUAGAUUAGCUAACAGAGGGUGGUUAGCUAGCAAGUUGGUGAAGAAGCUUAGGAAAUUUCUGAAUCUAAAGCACUCUGAAGCUUUAACAUACUUUAAAAGUAAAUGUGACUUGGAGUUGAACAAAUCUUCCCUGACAAGAGCACUCGGAGAUGCAAGGCACAUUGUGUAUGGUGAUGCUGCUGCACAAUAUGGGAUGGUGAAAGAUUAUGGUGAGACUCUCCUGAAGUGCAACCCUGGUUCUACUAUGCGCAUCAUAAUAAUUCCUCAUCCCAACCACCUAGAAGAGCCCACUUUUGACAAGAUGUAUAUUUGUCUCGAUGGAUGCAUGAAGGGGUUUAAGGUGGGAUGCAGACCUCUAAUAGGGCUUGAUGGAGCAUUCCUGAAAACCAGAUUUGGUAGACAAAUCUUGACAGUCAUUGGACAAGACACCAAUAAUCACAUUUACAUAAUUGCAUAUGCCAUUGUACCAGUGGAGAACACAGAUAAUUGGAGGUGGUUCCUUGAGCUGCUGCAUGAUGAUCUAGGGAGCUACACCCAAAAUGGAUGCUGUUUCAUUUUGGACAUGCAAAAGGGACUAAUCAUAGCUGUCCAAGAGGUCUUCCCUGAUGUCCACCACAGAUUUUGUGUAUGGCACUUGUGGAGAAACUUCAAUAAGCAGUGGCAAGACAACGAACUCAGAGGAUUACUGUGGGAGUGUGCAAGAUCUACCACUCAAGAGGGAUUCGUUGAGGGGAUGAUGAAAAUUCAGAGAGCUAAGAAGGAAGCCUGGGAGUACCUUGCCAAAUAG
Molecule: messenger RNA, 993 nt
Organism: Arachis duranensis
Lineage: Eukaryota; Viridiplantae; Streptophyta; Magnoliopsida; Fabales; Fabaceae
Exons: 2
Coding region: 1-993 (330 amino acids)
Biological process (GO): DNA transposition
Molecular function (GO): DNA binding; transposase activity
Source: RefSeq, a predicted model, not a curated record